Orbicella faveolata is the source of this 1151-nucleotide messenger RNA. RefSeq lists its product as uncharacterized. NCBI's taxonomy places the organism in Eukaryota, Metazoa, Cnidaria, Anthozoa, Scleractinia, Merulinidae. The record is from RefSeq and is a predicted model, not a curated record.
AACAAGAUAUUAUUUACCUUUCCGCUUCAACAAGCUAUUAUUCACCUCUCCGCUAAAGCCCCUUCCGACACGAGUUCAUUUUUUCCAGCUGUCACGGUGGUAACUUUAUCAAGCAAGAGAAGAUUUCCCGGAAAAGCAUGGCCACUUCACCUUAUACACCGAAAGGGAAAGGAGCAACCGUUGUCAAAGAAGUCGUAGACACGAUCAACAGUUUGGGAAUAUUUGCAAAUGACCAUAAGUUUCUUUGCCGUGUGGCCUGGGUUGAGUCCAAAUAUGGAGAGGCCCCUGGGACAUACCGGAGUGGUUACCAUGGAGGGAUUUGGCAGGUUGACAAAAUUGGUUAUCGCGAGACUGUUAUUCAGCAAGGUCUGAAGAAGUACUGGGACCAAAUUAAAGCCAAACUCGACAUCGACUGGACCAAGACUCAAUGGGAAGAUUUGGAGAAACCGCUGUACUCUGGACUGGCUGCUCGGUUGUUCCUGGCCAGAAUUUCUGCUCCUAUUCCAUCUGACCUUCCUGCUCAAGCUCAGUACUGGAAGACUUACUAUAACACUUCAGCUGGGAAAGGGACUGUACAGAAGUUUAUUGAUGAUGUGGAGCAGGCAACAGGCUGUGCUGCCUAGAAAGACCAGAAAUAAUGCCGGCACGUAAAGAAAACUCCGUAUCUCAAACGUUUUUUCACUUGUCUUGAGAUACAAGGUUUUUAAAAUUAUUAGCUAGGACGUUUCUUUCCAUAACUGAGAUCUCUUUUAAUGUAGUCGAAUGUUUUUGCUUGAAAGACAAUUUAGCAACAGAGAAACAAGCUAUAAAACAUUUAAAGAAAACUGGAGCCGUUUGAUGUUUUUUACGGAUGCCAAAGCUUCCAAGAUUCUACAGUGGAAUCCUGAUUUUUCACACCACCAAAGGGAACGGAAAUUUCAUGGUAUGAAAAACUGGUAGUUCGAGAUAGCGGAUGUAAAAUUACAUCGGUCGACUGAGGGCCGGGAAGGUAAAGACUUUUGGUUCGAGUUAUCGGGAGCAGUUAACUUUGGUAUAUAUAUCCUUGACUGAUUCAAAUAUGCUUUCAACGUUAGCUAGCUAACGCUGCUCUGGUAUCUUACCAUAGAAGUUAAUUGCAAAAAAACAAGAUAAACAAAACAAAACAAAAAAAA